ACGAGCGAGCAUCCCCGCGACACGCAACGGCGCGGCCGGCAGGAGCGGAGAUUGUGAUUUGGAGUCUUGGAGAAUUCAGAGUCUUUCCACAAUGGGAGAAAGGACAGAUUGUACGAAGUCACAUAGUUCACUGGCUGAAUACAGCCCCGUCAGUAAAUCAGACAGGACAGAUCCAAGUGACAGCUGUGAAAUGCAGGAUGGAAACCAAAAUACAAUGCAACUGAAGAAAGAAAUAUCUUUGAUAAAUGGGAUAAGCCUUAUAGUAGGCAACAUGAUUGGUUCAGGUAUCUUUGUCUCUCCCAAAGGAGUUCUCAUCUACAGCAAAUCUUAUGGAUUGUCUCUAAUAAUUUGGGCGAUCGGAGGGAUUUUUUCAGUCUUUGGAGCUCUCUGCUAUGCUGAACUUGGAACCACUAUUACAAAGUCAGGAGCCAGCUACGCGUAUAUCUUGGAGUCUUUUGGGAGCUUCAUUGCUUUUAUUCGUUUGUGGACCUCACUCCUAAUUGUUGAGCCAACUAGUCAGGCGAUUAUCGCUAUCACCUUUGCUAACUAUAUAGUUCAACCUUUCUUCCCUUCUUGUGAUCCUCCAUAUUUGGCUUGCCGUCUCAUAGCAGCUGCUUGUGAAUGUCUUCUAACAUUUAUAAAUUGUGCCUACGUUAAAUGGGGAACACGGGUGCAGGAUAUAUUUACUUAUGCUAAAGUUACUGCUCUUAUUGUCAUCAUCGUAACCGGACUUGUUAAAAUAUGCCAGGGACAUUCAUCACACUUUGAGAACUCUUUUGAGGGAUCCUCUUUUGAUAUCGGAGACAUUUCCCUCGCACUCUAUUCUGCCUUGUUCUCUUACUCUGGUUGGGAUACACUCAAUUUUGUAACAGAAGAGAUCAAAAACCCGGAAAGGAACUUGCCACUGGCUAUUGCAGUGUCUAUGCCAAUUGUGACUGUUAUCUAUAUUAUGACCAAUAUAGCUUACUAUACAGUGCUGGAUGUUGAAGCCGUUCUUUCUAGUGAUGCUGUGGCAGUGACGUUCGCUGACCAGGUAUUUGGUAUCUUCAGCUGGACAAUUCCCAUUGCAGUAGCCUUUUCUUGUUUUGGUGGACUUAAUGCUUCAAUUCUAGCAUCAUCAAGGCUAUUUUUUGUAGGAUCUCGAGAAGGUCACCUUCCUGAUCUGUUGUCUAUGAUCCACAUAGGGAGGUUCACACCUGUGCCAGCACUGCUCUUCAACUGUGCUAUGACCCUUAUUUACCUGGCUGUGGAAGAUGUCUUCAAGCUUAUUAAUUACUUCAGUUUCAGUUACUGGUUUUUUGUUGGUCUGUCUAUUGCUGGGCAAUUAUAUCUACGUUGGAAGGAACCAGAUCGACCCAGGCCUCUUAAGCUGAGUGUGGCUUUCCCAAUAAUAUUCUGUAUAUGUACAGUAUUUCUGGUGGUAGUGCCACUCUAUAGUGACACUAUAAAUUCAUUGAUUGGAAUCGCCAUUGCUCUAUCUGGAAUUCCAGUCUUUUUCUUGGGAGUCUAUUUACCUGCAUCAAGGAGACCUCAGUUUAUCAACAAGAUUUUAGGUGCAGUCACACGAAACAUGCAGCUGCUCUGUUACUGUGUUUUAACAGAGAUGGACACAAAUGAAGAAAAGAAGUUAUAAAUCAAAUCCAACUAAAUUUCAAAGCCAUUACAAGAAACAGGAGGGAGGAUAAAGCAAUUAUGACAACAAAAGGGAAGAGAUGGAACUGGAAAAAACAAGAAAACGGUUUCCAGUGGUCUUUCAGAAACACUGAAAAAGUACUUACUUGCAGUCGGAUUCCCAUGUAGAUUGUGCCCUCGCAUCACCCUCCUAAACUGUGGCAUAUUUUCGGGGCAUGUUUUCAUUGGAUAAUGAUUACCUACUCAUUUCAGGCACACAAGCUAUGCGUCAAUACUGUUCCUUCUUCAGAAUUGGUAUUAAAAUGGUAAGAGCUAAUGGAUCAAAUUAGAUUUCUGCAGAACCAGGCGGUGAAGUAAUGCAUUUUUAAGUUAGACUGAAAACCAUUUUAACUCAAAAGACCAAAAGUCAUUUCCAGCUUAAUUCUGAUGGAUGUUUGCAUGAAAUGAUUUGCUGUGCUAUCAGUUCUUAUCCCAGAAGACAACUGGUCACAACAAACUACCUAAUUUGUCAUUAUUAGCAGAAGAAUGAAUAAAGGUGUGCUACAUUAUUUAAAGACUGAACCAACCUUUCUCCCUUAAAGAUAAAGAUAUUUUAUUCCAUACGCUGUGUGGAAAUGUGGUAUCUGACUGUGGCAAGGAUUUAAUCAACAAAGCACCCUGGCACUAAAGAUUUGAUUAACAUUUGAUGAUUCUUUACUGUUAGCUUGUUAGUACAUGGUCAACUUCUGAUAGGCUUUAUGAAACUUCCAAAAUUAAAAUGUUCAGUUUGAAGCUUGUAAGCAUUUGUUUCUGAACUAUUUCAGGGAACACACUAGCAGUGUUACCUCAACAGUCAGAAAAUUCCCUUUCUAAAUUUCAGUGCUGUUCACUAGAAAAUGACCAUCCAAAAACUCAGAGAACAAACCACUUUCUUUUUUUCUUCUAUAGCAAAAGUUCUGUGGCAGCAACUGUAUCUUGAAAGCUAAGUAGCAGGGAGAGAAAAUAGGAAUUAGUACUAUUUGUAAUUCUAAAGCUGUAAGCCUAACAUCAGGACACUUUGAUACUGAAUUUUGGUGCAACAAAAGGUAAUAUGAAGCCAGCCUGUUCGGCUAGCAGAAUGAGAUAUACUUCAAAAACAUACCUGGAAUUUUUAUCUUAGUUCAGAAUGUUUACCUCAGUUGACCUGAGUUUGUCGACAGGUGCGGGUUUUUUGUGCUUUUAAGUUGAACUAAAUCUUGUAAUCACAAGAUUAUGGCUGAAGCGAUGCAUACUUCAAAUGCUGCACCACAUUUGUAGCAGCCACUUGAAUAAUAGUGAGAAUAUUUGGAUUCUUGCACUGACUCCCUGACCCAGGUUAUCCAUCUUAAACAAAAAGCUAUAUGUAAUGGCAAAUGGUAGUAGAUGGUGAAGAUUAACAUAAAAUGGAGCCUUGGGCUACUUUUAUGAAGCAGCAUUGGGAUUUAAGAUAGUUAAUGCUAGCUGAGGAACUCUGUGCACAGUUGGCAUGUAAACAUAGAGGGUCUUUUCAGUAUUUAAUGAAAAUUAGCAUUUAGCUAUUAUAAUACAGCUUUUUAAUCUUGCAUAUGAUUAGAAUGAAUUCACCAUCUAAAUUGAGACAUCUGUCCAGUGGGCAAACAUAGCUUUAACAGGCUAGGGUUGUGGUAUAGGUUAACAGCCAAAUUAACCUUUCUGUGAAAUGAAGGAAAAAAACCAUUUUUCCUCCACUACCUUGACAUCAUCAGCCAGAACUAACUGACCUAAAGUCACUGCUGCAACCUACAGCACAUGAAUGACACUGACCUAACACCCUAUUAGCUAUUUUUUACAGACUCAAGUGGGAGAGUGCUGCAAUACUUUGUGUGUCCAAACAGGCAAGAUUAAAUAAUUGUUUUAAAGAUGAAUGAAUGCAAGUUAAAAUGAUGAGAUGGCUUCAGCUGUAUCAACUCAUAUGAUCUUUAAAUGAGUAAAGAAAACUUAGCCAAAAAUUCUUUAUUUACAUUUUAAAUGCACAUAUAUUGUUCUGCUCCCAUAGUAAAAUUACUAUUGGAGAGUGAUCCAGCAAUAAAGUGGACAGUUCAAGGCAUUUAAAUGCUCAAACACUCAUAAAGAAAGUAACUUGAAACUUAGGAACAAAUACAGUAGAAAGCACUGGGACAGACUGCCUUUUUCUAGGACUUCCACUUGCUAUCACAGCAGACAUGUCGAUCUUCUUGUGAAACCUGACACAUUAGUCAUGACCAGAAGGGCUGCUGCCAACAGCACCUCCAUAUAUAAUGUGGAGGUACUGUCAGUACAGAUAGAAAUGCUUG
Messenger RNA from Haliaeetus leucocephalus (bald eagle), 3920 nucleotides. RefSeq names its product solute carrier family 7 (amino acid transporter light chain, y+L system), member 6 (gene SLC7A6). Gene Ontology annotation, biological process: amino acid transmembrane transport. Lineage: Eukaryota; Metazoa; Chordata; Aves; Accipitriformes; Accipitridae. The coding region runs from base 92 to 1633 and encodes 513 amino acids. Gene Ontology annotation, molecular function: L-amino acid transmembrane transporter activity. Gene Ontology annotation, cellular component: membrane. The record is from RefSeq and is a predicted model, not a curated record. The transcript has 10 exons.